CGGGAAGUGCCGAGCGAGGGAGCGGCUGGGCGGGAGCGCCUGCGGUCGAGAGUCGCCGGCUCAAAGUCCUCCGUCCCGCCGAGCAGCGAAGCCGCCGCCGCCUCGCCUGGGCCAGCGCUGCCGUCGGGAAGCCGCUUCUUGCCCUCGCCCUCGCCCGCGCCCGCCGCCUGCCCCCUCGCCCGCCGGCGCGAUGCCGGUCAAAGGAGGCACCAAGUGCAUCAAGUACCUGCUCUUCGUCUUCAACUUCAUCUUCUGGCUGGCUGGCACAGCCGUCCUCGGAAUUGGACUAUGGCUUCGGUUUGAUACACAGACCAGGGAAAUCUUCAACUCGGAGCACAAUGAUACAACAUUCUAUACAGGUGUUUACAUUCUGAUUGGAGCCGGUGCCCUCAUAAUGCUGGUGGGCUUCUUGGGGUGCUGCGGAGCAAUCCAGGAGUCGCAGUGCAUGCUUGGCUUGUUUUUCACCUUCCUUCUCGUGAUUUUUGCUCUUGAAGUAGCAGCUGCCAUCUGGGGAUUUUCAAAGGACUCCAAGGUCAUUGAUGAAAUACAGAACUUCUAUCAAUCCUUAUAUGAUAAAAGAAAGGAACCAAGUGUGAGAAACACUCUGAAAGCCUUUCAGCACACAGUGAACUGCUGUGGUCCUUCGGGCACUAUAGAGCCUGAAUAUCAGGAUACCUGCCCUGCAACCCGAGAGGCAUGUAUUGGGCCGAGAUGUAUAAUUUGUAUUUUGACUUGUGGGUACAAUGAUCUCUUCCGCCUGGGCCUGGUUAUCGCCCUGUCCAUUGUCCUCGUUUGUUUGUUUUCCAGAUUUCUAUUGCCACCCAUCUCUCCUGAAAGGGGACUCUUUUGCAUUGUCCUUAGAUUUCUUUACGGAAGCAGAGUAUUCCCAGGGGUAGUAUCAGGUUAGCCGGAAGUUCCCAGAGAAGCCAAAUCUCGUGGGUGCCGAAUCUCGUAUUUCCCAGAGCUACAGCGGUCUUUGUGUCUGCAGGGGAGGGGUGAUGGCGGCGGUGAAUGAAAGAUUGACUGCAAUUUGUAAGAACCGAAAAGUGGGGAUUCAAAACGGGGGGAGGAAGAUUGAACUUCCUCCUUCCCACAAGUGGCAACAAAAAAUCAUCCGUCCAUUCCAAAGGCAGCUUCCCCUGCAAAGUUCGUUGUCACGUGGGAUGGCGACCCUCAGAGCUGAGACAGCUGGGGACGGGGUGGGAGGGGCCGGUCCUCCCCUCUGGAUAUGCGGUUGGAAGUUUUGUUUCAAAGCCCAGUCCAGGAGGGCGAAAGAGGGGUGGGGGACCAGUGAAAUGUUCCAUAUUCCACUUAAUUCUGGUUUGGCCAGACCCCGCCUGGUCUGCUCGGGCACUGCACUUCCAAAGGAUUCGGGGAACUGGGACAGGCUCCCACGCAGGUCCUCUGGAGAGAGACUGAAGGCGCUGGGAAUGCUUUGCCUACAAAAGUUGACCAUGGGGGGAUAGUGGGAUGCUUGAAAGGAUGCCACGUAGAAGAAGGUCAAGACCCCUCCCUCCCUCCCUCCCUCCCUCUUUCUUUCUCUGUCCAGAAUGCAGGACCAGAAUAACUGAUUUAAAAAGCAGAUUCCUACUGAAUAUUAGGGGGGAAAACCUAGCAGUAAAAACAGUUUGAACCAAUGACCAGAGAAGUGCUAGGCUCCAGCAGAGGAUGCCCAGCCAUUUGUUUGGGAAGCUUUAAUUUGGAUUCCUCUGGGCAGGAGGAGGGGAACCAUAGUUUGAAGGGCCCUCUCCAACUUCGGGGUUCUGUGGCCACAUCUGCGAACUAUUCUGGCCGCAGUCACCCAGCCAGUGCAUGCCGUAUGGUGCUGAACUCGGGCAGAAUCCAGAAGUCUCUUCCUUGGUCCUGGAGGGAGUGUGGAGCUGUGGCUGAAUGUCCCUGCAGAACUUGCUGUGUUACUUGGUGGGCAAAUAAAUUGUGCAGUGCAUUUAACACGUCUCCUCCAGAAAUAAGGGAAAUUCUUGAACAGUGUGCUGUGGAAGAGCUUUUUAUUAAUCAUAGUAGUUGGCCAAUGGAAAACAUUUUUAAAAAUGGGGGUGGCCAGAAUAUGGAACUCCUAGCAAUGGUAUUACAAAAAUGUUUUCUGAAAUAUUUAGUCCUAGUGUGCAACAAAAUCAAAGAAUACAGUUCCUUUCUCUUCCAGCCAUGCCCUAAAUCUAUUGAAGAAUUCUUCAAAACCAAGUUGAAUGUGAUUGGAGCUGUUGGCAUUGGGGUUGCUGUGGUGAUGGUUUUUGGUAUGAUUUUCAGCAUGAUUCUUUGCUGUGCAAUCAGAAGAAACCGAGAAAUGGUCUGAAGCCAUUUUGGAGAGUCCCAUCUCCUCAUCCAAAGAAUCUCCAAUUAUUAACUUAGCAUUUUAAAUGGCAUUUCUAAAAGUAUAUAUUUCAUUUUUACAGGCCUUAUUUAGUUUGGAUGUUCUUAAUUUUUUGCUCUGUAAGUGUAUAAAUCUUAAAAGAAAUCUACUCUUGAAAAGAUACUAUAUUUGUAAAGCUAAAGCCCAGCUACUUGUAUAUAAAGUUUUUGUCUCUAAAUUGAUGCCUUGCUUUCUUUAAGCUUAAAACUGGGAUGUAAUUUAUGUUGGAGAAAUUUUCAUACUUAAUAAAGAUUUAAGACCACA
Messenger RNA from Candoia aspera, 2632 nucleotides. RefSeq names its product CD9 molecule (gene CD9). The transcript has 7 exons. The record is from RefSeq and is a predicted model, not a curated record. Gene Ontology annotation, cellular component: plasma membrane. The coding region runs from base 191 to 907 and encodes 238 amino acids. Lineage: Eukaryota; Metazoa; Chordata; Lepidosauria; Squamata; Candoiidae.